Molecule: messenger RNA, 2363 nt
Organism: Silurus meridionalis
Lineage: Eukaryota; Metazoa; Chordata; Actinopteri; Siluriformes; Siluridae
Gene: elovl4a
Product: ELOVL fatty acid elongase 4a
Exons: 7
Coding region: 274-1218 (314 amino acids)
Biological process (GO): fatty acid elongation, saturated fatty acid; sphingolipid biosynthetic process; fatty acid elongation, monounsaturated fatty acid
Cellular component (GO): endoplasmic reticulum; endoplasmic reticulum membrane
Molecular function (GO): fatty acid elongase activity
Source: RefSeq, a predicted model, not a curated record
AGUUCUACUCUACACUAACCAGGAGCGUCGGGAGAAGAGCAGCAGCCACAAACGCGCUGGUGUAAAUGUCCAUGUAGGAUGCUCUGUACAUACACCCAGGUUUGCUGCUGAUCUUCUUAAUUUUUUUUUUUGUAUGAGUAUUUUCACUUUUUCUUGUUUUAUCACUAUUGGAUCCUUGGCAGCAAAACGCAUUUGUGUCGCAUGACCUUGCGCUGAAUGUCAAUAGGAGCGAUUAUAUAGCCAGUACGGACUACUAGGACCUAUCCUGCAAAGAUGGAUAUUGUAACACAUUUUGUCAACGACACUAUCGAAUUCUACAAAUGGAGCCUUACCAUUGCAGACAAGCGUGUGGAGAAAUGGCCUCUAAUGGACUCGCCUCUUCCCACGCUGGCCAUCAGCUCUUCAUACCUUCUCUUUCUCUGGCUGGGGCCUAAGUUCAUGCGGAACAGAGAGGCCUUCCAGCUUAGGAAGACUCUUAUUGUGUAUAACUUCAGCAUGGUCAUCCUAAACUUUUUCAUCUUCAAAGAGCUCUUCCUUGCAGCAAGGGCAGCGAAUUACAGCUACCUCUGCCAGCCGGUGGACUACUCUGAUGACCCUAAUGAAGUCAGGGUAGCAGCUGCUCUGUGGUGGUACUUUGUGUCAAAGGGAGUUGAAUACCUGGACACAGUUUUUUUCAUCCUUCGUAAGAAGUUCAACCACGUCACCUUUUUGCAUGUUUAUCACCACUGCACCAUGUUCACUCUGUGGUGGAUUGGCAUCAAGUGGGUUGCUGGUGGACAGUCCUUCUUUGGUGCUCAUAUGAAUGCUGCAAUCCAUGUCCUGAUGUAUCUUUAUUAUGGGCUGGCUGCCUGUGGGCCAAAAAUCCAGAAAUACUUGUGGUGGAAGAAGUACCUGACAAUUAUCCAAAUGAUCCAGUUUCACGUCACGAUUGGUCACACUGCUCUUUCGCUCUACACUGACUGCCCCUUCCCUAAAUGGAUGCACUGGUGUCUGAUUGGUUAUGCCAUCACCUUCAUUGUCCUCUUUGGGAACUUCUACUACCAGACGUAUCGUGGCCAGCCACGUCGUGAAGGUCAGCUCAAGUCAGCCAAGGCACUGUCUAAUGGAGCUCCUAAUGGAAUGGCAGUCAGUAAUGGAGUGAGUGGCAAGAUGAUGGAAAAGCCUGUGGUGGCAGAAAAUGGGAGGAGAAAGAGGAAAGGCAGGGCAAAGCGUGACUAGAGCAGAUGAAGUGAAGAAAAUCAAAAACAGGCAGAUAUGAGAAAGGAUGGAAGAGAUGGGACAAUUGUUAGGAGCCAGUACUUUUUGUGGGAUGCCUGAGAUGAGGAUAUGCCUGUUUGAAGGAAGCUUAAAGGUUUACUGAACUUUCUGGGGUUUGCCACCAUCAGUCAGGGUGGUUGUGAUUUGAAUAAUUUGCCCAGAACAAAAUUUUGGUCCUUCUUUUUACAGAUGUGUUUUUUUGCUGAUUUGAUGCAUAAGACACACUGUAAUGAGAACAGAAUAUUCAUGAUCAAGAAAGCCUGAUAUCUGAAUCGAAGCAUAUUAUUAUUAUUUAAAUGAUUUUUAAUAAUCAGUAUCUUCCUCUGUGUGUCUGCGUUUAAUGUCCUUAUACCUCCUAUUGUCAUGCGUUAGAUUUUGGGACUGGAUUUCAGCACGUUUACAUGCCACUCACUACAUUCUUGAGUAAAAAAAAAAGGCCAUCUCUGCUUUUUACUUUGGAUCAUAACUAAUGCCUUGAAAAUAUCCGGACUGAGCUUUUUUUUUUUUUAAACACUUCCGCUCAAUUUAGCUUUCUCUGUUCUCUAAUACAGCUCCGGCUUCAUUCUAUACAGGCUUUUAGAUAUUAUUUAUGAAUGAAAGUCAUCAUGAUCAGGGAUAAACCCUGCUUUAUAUAGCUAACAGUUUUAACAUCAACCAAUGCUUUUCACGUUUUCUGUAUUUUUAUAUUCAUUUAUUUUAAAAAGUAUUACUUUGCUAUCAAAAGUGUCAUCUUUUUUCCCCCUCAAACGGACCUUAACAGCAGCUACAGUGUGUGAUGCCUAGCUCCUGUAAAAUUGCCUUUUCCAUAAAAGUGUAAAAGGAAAAAACGUUUUUGACUUUAAACUAUAAGCAGACUUUGUCCAUAAAUACAACACAUGUCAAUGAAAAUACUCUCUGAAGUCUACCAUUGCCAUCAGGGUUAGGGGUUAAUAUUCAGCUGUACCUCAACAAGGUCUUAUAAAGCAGCGUCUCAUCAUUUUAAGUAAUUAUCCCAAAAAAUGCAAUGCUGUUGUGUUUUGUCUUCUUAAAUAAUUGUUUUUAUGUUGUAUAUGCUGUGCAGUUUUGUACAUUGUGCUUUUAAAAAUAAAAUGGCUAUCAUGAAGGUA